GAGAGAGAGAGAGGAAGAAAGAAAGAAAAGGAAAGAAAGGAAAAGCUUCUGGGUAGUGGUGCCACACACCCAGCACUUUAAUCCCAGCACUCGAGAGGCAAAAUCAGGUAGUUCUCUGAAGCCAGCCUGGUCUACAAAAUUACACAGAGAAACCUUGUCUCGAAAAACAAACAAACAAAAAAAUUUAAAAAAAAGCCAUGUCCAUUUAGUCUGGUUCCAGGUUUGAUACAAGUGUGUAAUCCCAAUGCUUGGGGAGCUAUCAAGAAACAAGGGUAGGCUGGGUGGUUCGUGGCACAUACCUCUACUCCCAGCACUUGGGAGGCAGGGGCAUCUCAGUGAGUUUGAGGCCAACCUGGUUACAAAAUGAGUUCCAGUACAGCCAGGAAUGUUACACAAAGAAACUUUAAAAAAAAAAAAAAAAGUUAUCCUGGGCUAUCGUUAGGAAUGUGGGAUGAAAGGAACAAGGACUUUGAGGGUCCUGAACAGAGGGUUAGGGUAAGUGAAUUCUGGAUCUUAGGUCUCAACAAACGGUGAAUAGAGGGUAGAGGAAGGGGCAAUCUGAAGUAGUAGCUCAGGCUGACCUCAAUCUAGUUGAAGUUGCCCUUGAACACCUUCCAAAUUCCAAAUUCUAGGAUUACAAGUGAACCCCACCCAAUUACUUGUGGUUUAUGGAAAUCCUCCUAAACCCUUAGCUACUUAACACCGAGGAUGAGGGUUCUAAGAUGCUCUGAAUGAUGGUCGAAUCUGUAUGCCAGCUUUGCAGGGGAGCUAAGCCACAAAACUGAAUCUGGUAAAGCCUGGAAGCAGUGACUGGAGAUGUUAAAGCCUCACUGCUUUGCAGGGGGACUAAGUUCCGUUACCAGCUUUAUCUGAGACGGUGUUUGUGUGUAGCGGUGGCUGUCCUGGAAUGUUCUGCCUCGGCCUCCCUAGUGCUGGGAUCAAAGGCGUGUGCCACACUGCCACACUCUAGGUCAGGCGUACGUACCUACACUCAUACAUGUGAAAUGUUAAAACAUGUAUGUAAAGUGAGCGCAGAGGACUGGGCAUAUAGUACAGUUUGGUAAGAGUGCUUGUCUAGUACGUAUAUGCAGGAAGCCUAGGGUUAAACCCCAGCACCACAGUAAAAUGGGCGUGGUGGGGAACCUGAAAUGUAGAACAGUAGGGUUCGUGUCUCAGGGCAGUCCUUGACAUACGUAACAAUGCUCAGUGAAGUCCCCGUCAAGUGCUCUCUUCGCCAGAAAGCAUCAAGAGGCCGUGAUGGUUGGGAUGUCUCAAUUUUGUGGGUGUCCUCUGCGACUCGAAAAGAGCUUUAUUUUGGAUGGGGUGGCUGUGAGCACAAUGGCCCGGGCCUACAGCAUCUCGAGGCCCAAGGUGUGGUCUGCGAUUCCACCUUACAAUCCGCAACAGGACUGCCAUGCUCGUAGGUACUUCCGCAGCUACGUGGUUCCGCCCAUUUUGCGGAAAACUGAUCAGGAUCAUGGCGGUACAGGAAGGGAUGGCUGGAUAGUGGAUUAUUUCCACAUUUUUGGUCAAGGACAGAGAUAUCUGAACAGGAGAAAUUGGGCAGGGGCAGGGCAUUCCAUCCAGCAGGUGGGUGGACAUGACUACUACAAUUCCAAUCCGAAGGCAAUAACUACAGGCUUAAACGGUCGAUUUGGCUACCGCCGGAACACUCCAGCCCUCCGCCAGCGCACAUCAGUGUUUGGGGAAGUCACCCCAUUCCCCAUUUUCUGAAGACAUUGCUUCACGGGCCUUGAUAUGAAUCUCCAAGACUCACGUUUAGAUGACCUGUCAAUACUAUUCUAUAUUUUUAAAAGUUA
This is a messenger RNA of Cricetulus griseus (Chinese hamster), 1820 nucleotides long. The record is from RefSeq and is a predicted model, not a curated record. Lineage: Eukaryota; Metazoa; Chordata; Mammalia; Rodentia; Cricetidae.